Messenger RNA from Chlorella variabilis, 663 nucleotides. RefSeq lists its product as hypothetical. The record is from RefSeq and is a predicted model, not a curated record. NCBI's taxonomy places the organism in Eukaryota, Viridiplantae, Chlorophyta, Trebouxiophyceae, Chlorellales, Chlorellaceae. The transcript is spliced from 5 exons. Gene Ontology annotation, biological process: mRNA pseudouridine synthesis; tRNA modification. Gene Ontology annotation, cellular component: mitochondrion. Gene Ontology annotation, molecular function: RNA binding; pseudouridine synthase activity. The annotation marks the transcript as partial.
GUGCUGCUUGUGGACAAGCCAAAGGAGUGGACCUCGUUCGACGUGUGCGGCAAGCUGCGCCCCGCACUGGCGGCGCUGCUGGGCAAGAAGAACCGGGAGGUGAAGGUCGGGCAUGCAGGCACGCUGGACCCCAUGGCCACCGGCCUGCUCAUCGUGUGCGUGGGGCGGGGCACCAAGGCGGUGGAUGCGUUCAUGGCCAUGCACAAGUGCUACAGCGGGACGCUGCGGCUGGGGGAGGGCACGCCCUCGUAUGACGCAGACACGCCUGUGGAGCAGCGAGCGCCGUGGGAGCACAUCACGGACGACGACUUGCUGCGGGCGCGGGAUGGGCUGGUCGGCGAGAUCCAGCAGCUGCCGCCGAUGUACUCAGCCAUCAAGAUUGGUGGCCAGAAGCUGUGUGAUGUGGCGCGCAAGGGCAAGGAGCUGGAGCGCCAGCCGCGAACCGUCACAGUCGAGAGCUUUGACCUGUGGCGGGACGCGGGCGAGGCGCAGUGCGUGCACUUCCGCGUGGUGUGCAGCAAGGGCACCUACAUACGCUCGCUGGCGCACGACCUGGGCGCCGCACUGGGCUCUGCCGCGCACCUGACGGCGCUGCGGCGGGAGGCCAUCGGGCAGUACAGCGUGGAGGGGGCCUGGGAUGUGCGGCAGCUGGCGCAGCAGCUG